This is a messenger RNA of Stylophora pistillata, 2614 nucleotides long. Its product is annotated as von Willebrand factor D and EGF domain-containing protein. Gene Ontology annotation, molecular function: calcium ion binding. NCBI's taxonomy places the organism in Eukaryota, Metazoa, Cnidaria, Anthozoa, Scleractinia, Pocilloporidae. The record is from RefSeq and is a predicted model, not a curated record.
UGUAAUUGCCGAAUGCAGAAACUUCCGUAGUCCCAAUUCAGAUAAAUUGAUCUAUCCAGAAAUACAAAAUCCACACAGUGAAUUUUGGAACUCAGCAGGCCACCUACCUGCUAUUUGGGUCUCUGUGAUAGACGAAUCGGACAACAUUGGUCGUUGUGAAACGUAUAUGGAUCCACAUUACGAGUCAUUUUUGCCUUCUUGGUUCUCCUUUAUGGGACAGGGAGAUUUCAUCCUCUAUCGCAAUGCAGAACGCAAUUUUGAGGUACAUACAAGGCAAUGGGUCUGUUCGGAAUUUGCGGAAACCUGUAACUGUGGGGCUGUUAUUCGCGAUCACAAUGAUGUUAUUGAGUUUAACUGCUGCAAUGAAAACCGUUAUUUUGAUCGCACAACUCCCAUACGAGUUAAAGUACGCAGCGAAAAAAGACUGGCACCAGGAAUAUCGAUCACCCAAACCAUAUCAGGAUUCAACAGCAAGUAUCUGAUUUUGUUCCCUUCAGGAGGGAAAGUAACCAUCGACCGAAAUUCGUUUGGGCUUAAUGUCGUCAUUAUGGUCCCCCGGUCGAAAAGCAUUUCCAAUGAAACCGGUCUAUGUUUGCUCAAUAACGGGCCAAAUGUAACAAGUUUUGCAAAGGGGUACAGAUUGGAACCCUCACAGAGCUACUUCUAUAGACUGCCUGAUCCAGUUAAUGACAGUGCUGUGGAAUACGAGAUUCCUUGCUCUUGUCACAAGAAAGACGAGAAUGGUAAUCCAGAAUGUAUUCAAAAGCUCCCAGUGUACUUUCCUAACGUUAUGGAUGGAACUGGGAAUGUAAUACUGCUCACAGGAAAAUUCAACAAGAAAAAGAGGGACACACAUAUCUCGGACGAUCUCACGGACGAAGACUAUGCGCUAUUUAAGGGUGUGAUAGGUUCAAAUAAGUCACAUAGGCGUAGACGAGCUUUGUCAAGCAAGCGUAACUUUACAAUGGAAAAUGCAACGGAUUACUGCAUGGAAAAGGUGUCAAAAACAGACAUUGGUAACUUAUGCGCAACACUGGGAGUAAAUGUUCCGGAAAUCGUUAUUUCCUGUUCCCUGGACUUAAAGGCGACUGGCGAUCCAGCCUUUGCGAUUUCUGCAAUAUCAGUGCUUUUGGAUGAUUGUGGUCAAAUUGUUGCCAGAAACCUUUCAUCGUAUUCUAAUGAGAGUAAUGGCGACAAACAAGGCAAUUCGAGUUCUUCCAUCUUUUAUAACAUUGCUCAGAAAAUGUGUCCAAAUGAUUGUUCGUUAAAUGGGAAAUGUGUUAAUGGCUCUUGCAUCUGUAACGAUGGAUUUACGGCAAAGGAUUGCGCAAUUUCACUUGGAAACGCACCCAUUAUAUCUAUGUUACAAGGACGAGGUCUCUGUGAUAAGCGCCAACGGCCAUGCAAGAAGGUGACUGUGAUGGGAAGUGGCUUCAUUAACUCGACAAAUGUAACUUGUCACGUGAAAGAAUACAAGGUAAUAAAUAGUUCGUGGACUCCAGACAAAACAAUCCAGCGAUUCCCUGGCGUUAUGACAGAUUUGGUAUUGGUAGAAUGUUAUUUGCCUGAUUCCCCCGUCAAGCACAACUUCUUUGAUGAAGCCGUUGAAGGAACUCCUGCAGCUGGACUCACAAUAUCAGUUUCAAAUGACGGCGAAAACCCAAGUUAUGAUGAACUGUCAUUUAUAUCAUACGACUCUGGUUGCCUGAGUUGCAAUAUUUCUUCACGAUGCUUUCUCAAAAGUAACUCUUGUUUGAUUAAUAAAUACUGCUUCGCCGCAAACGAAAUGAACCCCACUGAUUUCUGUUCUCAAUGUCUUCCGGAUAUCAACAAAAACACAUGGACAAAACGACAAGUAAACCUUGCCCCACAAUUUGCAUCAACCUCUCAGUAUUACGCGGUGUUUCAAGAAACUCUGGAGUUGCCUAUUGACGUUCUUGAUCCAGAAGGCAUGCCCGUGGUAGUUUCUCUCGUGAAUGGAGGUCCAACUGAGGCUAUCAUACGAGAAAACGUUUUGAUAUGGAAUGCUACUAAAGAUAUCAUGACCCAUUUCUUACUCAAAGCUACUGAUGCCUGUCAGGCCGUUUCUUCGCACAAUAUCACCGUAUCUUUAGUCAACUGCCAAUGUCAAAACCAUGGAAGAUGCGUUUCUCAUCCAGAUAAACCAAGAGGAUCGGGUUAUUAUGAGUGCCAUUGCCUUCCUGGAUUUGCAGGAGACAAGUGUGAGACAGACAUCAACGAGUGUGAAUUAUACCCAUGUUUAAGAGGUCGUUGCGUUGAUGGAGUGAAUAAUUUCACUUGCAUCUGCUAUUCAGGAUAUGUUGGAAGGACAUGCAAUGAAAAUUAUGACGACUGCAGUUCUUUGCCGUGCUUUCAUGGUAACUGCACUGACUAUGUCAAUGCAUAUGGAUGCAGUUGUGAGCCAGGAUACACAGGGAAGAACUGUAGCAUUGACAUCGAUGACUGCCAGGCAUCCCCUUGCAAGAAUGGAACAUGUUAUGAUGCUCUUAAUGGGUACACUUGCCAAUGCAACGAUGGUUUCACCGGUUAUGACUGUGAUGUAAACAUUGAUGAAUGCAAGUCUAACCCGUGCAUCUACGGAACAUGUGUGGAC